Amorphotheca resinae ATCC 22711 is the source of this 1702-nucleotide messenger RNA. RefSeq lists its product as hypothetical. The record is from RefSeq and is a predicted model, not a curated record. Lineage: Eukaryota; Fungi; Ascomycota; Leotiomycetes; Helotiales; Amorphothecaceae. The transcript is spliced from 2 exons. The coding region runs from base 186 to 1469 and encodes 427 amino acids.
UUGCAACGGGCCCUCCAUGGGCCCUUCAUCUUCAAGAUCAAAACAAAAGCAUCAAUCAACACGAACAUCCAUACUGUCUUGCAACCCGGCCGCAUCAAUUAUAGUAUUGAUACCGUCAGAGAAACUUCAUUUCUACUGAGCCGAGGAGGUGUAGAGAGGGGAGCAAGAGUGCCUGUCAUUCCGCAAUGGGAUUCUGGCAUGGAGAGCGGGGACAGCGAGGGGAGAGGCGGAAACGCAAGAUUGAAGUGGAUGAAACUGACCACCCGGAGCCAGCUGAGAAACUUGGCAAGUUCGUAGCGGCUCGAGGGGAGACAAUCACACAUAUGGAAAGAUGGAAGGCCGACUCUCGUCAGAGUGAAGGAAGGAUGAGAAAUGACAACUACCUGCAACUUACCAGGGAACAAGGAAACCAGAUUGGCGAUGACCUUGCAUUCGGAAACAACUCGUACGUCGCGUCCGGAUCUGCAUUUCUCCAGGAAGCCGAUCUUGUAGCUUUUGUCGCCGGCACGGUGGAAGUGGACCAGGGUAAGGUUGAUGCCAAAAUCAAGCAGAUUGGGGCAAAUGUGACGCCUCGUCGGGACCACUUGGAAGUCGGCGUAGAUGGGUUUCCCAAGACCAUGGCAGAUGUCGAGAAGGAUUGCUUGCGACCCAUGAAGAAGAAGAAGGGCCAUGAUUCCCAUCCCUGUGGUAGGGACGACAAGGCAGCCGGCGAUGUCCCCCAAAAAGCCCAGCAUCUGCAUCAACUAUCCCACCACACAAUAUCCGACGGCGCAGAGAAAUCCGUAUGCUUCCACCGCCCACCAGGUGUUGCCCAGGGAGGGAGGACUGGUAACAACGUCGAAGGCGCUCUUCUUCAUCAGCGGGACGUCCAGGUGUCAGUCGAGAAAGAGGAUCGAUAUGGCUAUCAGCAUCCUCACUGGCAGCAUAAUUGGGCGGUCGAGACUGGGAACAACAGUUGCCCCGAGUACCUGGAUGCCGUGGAAAGGAAUGUUGCAGGCCAUCAAGUCUGGCGGGAUGCUUGGGAAAGAAUGAAGGAGGACGACGUGCAGAGAACCAAGACUCGACGACAGAGGAGCGGGUGCCCGUCGCCGGAACUCCCCGAGGAGCCGCCUCGAUGCUCCCCCAACGCUUCUUCGACGUCGUCGGACACUGUUGUCGUUGAACAUGUCGAAGUCGUCGAUGGCCCAGUGGUCUCAGUCACGGCGUCUUCCAAGAACUCAGACAGCAAUGGUUCUUCAGUAGCAUCAGACGCUGUCUACCGCUCAACAGAAUGCUCCUCGUCGUCGGACACGACCGCGAUAGACGACGCGCCUUCGAAGACGGCAGGCCGUCCUCGACGAAAGCCCAAGCAUCGCCGCACAUUCAGCUCUGAUUCAGGCGACAAUAAUGACGAGCUCGAUUGGUCUGUCUUGACGCCCAAGAAGAAACAGAGAAGAGCGCCACCUUCUCGGCGAGCACGGGCGGAGUGAUGGUCGAAUUGGCCUAGAAUCUCUUCAGGAAUACUGAGUCCCGGAUACAGUCUUCCACCACGAGCCACGAAAGGGCUGCCUCUACCUGCUCGUCAGCAUACCUCUGUAUCCUUUUCGAGUCUCGACCUCAUUCCCCCUUUUCCAUUCCUUCUAUUUGUCGAGCGCGCGAUGGAUUGGAUUACCUAUGAUUUUGCGUGAGACCAUGACUAGCAGGGGAGAUUACGGUGUUCGGC